Molecule: messenger RNA, 2550 nt
Organism: Castor canadensis (American beaver)
Lineage: Eukaryota; Metazoa; Chordata; Mammalia; Rodentia; Castoridae
Gene: Tespa1
Product: thymocyte expressed, positive selection associated 1
Biological process (GO): positive regulation of T cell receptor signaling pathway
Cellular component (GO): cytoplasm
Molecular function (GO): signaling receptor binding
Source: RefSeq, a predicted model, not a curated record
UGAAAACAGACUCACCAUCUACAACAUGAGACUUUCUCAUGGUCCUCACCUCUGUCCCCACACCUGGAAAAGACUCUACUCAGCUUAGAGAACUACUUUUCCUCAAAUUCAGCUCUAUACCAGCAGACAGAUUGAAGUGCUCUCUUAGACCACAGACAUCUUGGAAUGCUCAAAUGCUAUACUUAGGUCCCAAUUCACAGGUACUGUUUGGGAGAUAAUUGUAAUACAGACAGAACAGAAGAAAUCCCUAUAUGAUCCACAUCCCUGGGAGAAGGUCUAGAGCACUGGACACACAUCUAGGACUGGGCCUUAGAAUGAAAAGUGGCAGGAGGAAGACUGCAUGAUAUAAAGGAAGACAGUACACAUCUAAGACGCAGAACUUACAGCAUCAAGGUGGUGUGAGGCACCGAAGUGUGAGCCAAAGCCAUGGAGGCCUCUGUGCUUAGCCCCACAUCCUGGGAGAAACGGCGGGCCUGGAUCCGACAGAGCCGUAACUGGCAGACCCAGGUACUGGAAGAGGAGGCUGCAGCUGCCCUGCUGGACGUCCCUGAUCCUGAGCCUUCCAGCCUGGAUGAUGUAUUCCAGGAAGGGAAUCCAAUCAGUAAGAUUGAAGACUGGCUGCAGGACUGUGGAGACUCUGAGGAGGGACUUUCUGAGGAAACAGGACAGUCCAUCUAUAGUGAGUACUCCAGCCAUGGGACCAGCUUUGAAGAUGACUUGACCCUUGGAGCAGAGGCCACACUGUUGGCCACCAAUGGUAAACUCUUCUCCAGGAGUUUCCUACAGACAGCCAGGCCUUGUCAGCUACUUGAUCUUGGCUGUAGUUUGGCUUCCAGCAGCCUGACUGGUGGGACCAACAAGACUAGCUCAAGUAUCUCAGAAAUCCUGGAACAGGUGCAAGAAGAUGCAGAAGAUGUUCUCUUCAGUCUAGGCUUUGGCCAAGAGGACCACAAAGAUACAUCUCGAAUUCCUGCAAGAUUUUUCACCAAUCCUUCUCAGGCCAAGGGCAUUGAUUUCCAGCUCUUCCUAAAGGCCCAGGUGCAGAGGAUUGAGAUGGAGGACCCCUGUCUCAUGUUGGCCAGCAGGUUUAAGCAAGUGCAAACACUGGCCGUCACUGCAGAUGCCUUCUUCUGUCUCUACUCCUAUGUCUCUAAGACACCUGUCCAAAAGUUCACACCAUCCCACAUGUUCUGGAAUUGCAACCCAACUGAUGUGCCAUCCAUCAGGAUUUUGGUCCCAGAGACAGAACCCCAAUCACCCAGAGAUCGCCUCCGGAAAGCUAUCUCCAAAAUGUGCCUAUAUACAGGAUCCCGAGAUCAGAUGUCAUCAUCCCACAACAUCCCCAAAAGGAACAGUUUGGACCAAGUGGUGUGGGAAGUGAUGGACAGAGUGAGAGGAGAGAAACUAGUUCUCCAGCAAGGCUCUGGAUUUGGGCAAAGCCCCCAGGAAGAUCCUGUGACUCCCAUAGGAGAUACAAAGCUGUCCACUUCUUCCUUUCCAUUUGUCCAACACCCUAAGGAGGAAGCACAGCAAGAGAUUCAAACUUUGAAUUCUAACCCUAAGGUGCCUCUCAGUAUACAUUCUCUAAACAGAGUAGAUCCACAGGGGAGCCCAAACUCCGCACAAGAGCUGUGGGAUCUACAGGAAGCCAAUUCAGCCAAGAAUGAGACUGUCUGGAAAACAAACAGAGCAAGAAAGAGUCUAUUUCAAAAGAGUUCCUUGGAAAAGACAGUGAAGUCAUUGGACCUGUCCAACAUCCAGCAGAAAUGGAAGCAGAUCCGAGACAGACCAGAAAUGCACCAAUCUCUAACCCAACAGCCUCAGGAAAUCUUUUAUUCAAAGGAGGCUUUCUCCACCACACCACCACCACAUGAUGGAAGAGCAGCAAGUCUAUUCCCACCUCUCCUUGAAGGAAGUUUGUACCACCCUCAACAUGCAACCUCUGCUCCUUGGAGCUCCACACCCUUGAACUCAGUAGAGAAAGGCAGCAUGGUACACCAGGAAGAAGACCAGAUGGAGAGAGCUGGAUUAUGUAUCCCAGUGCUGGUGGGAGCUGCAUGCAUGCACAGAGAAAGACCUUAACCACAUAACUUCAUUUCCCUGUGCAUUGAUGUCUCAUGAUAUGGACAGGAAUAAACUGGAUAAAGACUUAAACUUCUCCCAUGUUUUGACAAUGCUGAAGACAGUUGAAAGAUUUAAGGAGGAUUAAUUCUAGGGAUCCAAGGUUGCUACUGAAAUGCUCUCAGAGGGCUCAAACUAAAAGGAAGGAGAAAUCCUAACUUCAGCCUCAAAACCUUUGGUACAACUCCCUGAAGGAUUCCCUCUGGAUCUCUAUCCAUUCUUAUACACCCCUAGUUUAAUUCCAGAAAAUCUCCCACAACACCAGAGUCCUAUUUUUUUUCUUGAAAUCUUACCCAAAGAGAUUGAUUUAGGGCCUCCCACUUAAGCACAGAUCCUCUCUACCCCAAAUGUUGUGUCUUCAUAAGAAAAUAGAUGAGCUGGCUUCAGGGUCCUUCCUCUUGGCCUACCCAAAAAACUCACAAUAUUUUU